Molecule: messenger RNA, 2492 nt
Organism: Mus musculus (house mouse)
Lineage: Eukaryota; Metazoa; Chordata; Mammalia; Rodentia; Muridae
Gene: Txk
Product: TXK tyrosine kinase
Exons: 15
Coding region: 214-1845 (543 amino acids)
Biological process (GO): positive regulation of transcription by RNA polymerase II; positive regulation of type II interferon-mediated signaling pathway; positive regulation of type II interferon production
Cellular component (GO): nucleus; cytoplasm; nucleoplasm
Molecular function (GO): protein kinase activity; non-membrane spanning protein tyrosine kinase activity; ATP binding
Source: RefSeq, a predicted model, not a curated record
CUUUUACCGAAAUUCUGUGAUUUCUUCAAAGUGUUUUCUAGACACACCCACAGCGUAGGUAUAAGGAAGUGCUAACACUUCAGAUCUGGAUACAGAGCUCUGAAGUUUCUUAUGUAGGCCACUGGGUUGUCAUUCACACACUCUUGAGGUUUUCAGAACAGGAAAUUAGGUGGGGUAAACUUUGCCUGUGAGAAACGUCACAGGCCAACAACUAUGCUUUCAGUUGAAAGAUGUGUUACCGUGAGUGGAACAGAGCUGAAGAACCAAGGCUUCUGUGUAUGGCCAGCAAGCAGGGUCGCCAUGAUCCUGUCCUCUUAUAGCUCCUUCCAGUCUGUUCUCUGCUGCUGCUGUUGCCGCUGCUCAGUACAGAAGAGACAGGUGAGAACUCAGAUAAGCCUGAGCAGAGAGGAAGAACUCUCAGAAAAACAUUCCCAGCGUCAGAGGCCGUGGUUCGCCAAACUGAUGGGCAAAACUCAAUCCAACAGAGGCGGGGUGCAACCCUCGAAGCGCAAGCCGCUGCCCCCCCUCCCGCAGGAGCCUCCAGAUGAGAGAAUCCAGGUCAAGGCUCUUUAUGACUUCCUGCCUCGGGAGCCUGGUAAUUUGGCACUGAAGAGAGCGGAGGAAUAUCUGAUAUUGGAGAGGUGUGAUCCUCACUGGUGGAAGGCCAGAGACCGCUUCGGGAAUGAAGGCUUAAUCCCAAGCAACUAUGUGACAGAAAACAGACUCGCCAACUUAGAAAUCUAUGAAUGGUACCACAAGAACAUUACGAGAAACCAGACCGAACGCCUAUUGAGGCAAGAGGCUAAAGAAGGUGCCUUUAUCGUGAGAGAUUCGAGACACUUGGGGUCUUACACAAUCUCUGUGUUUACAAGAGCUCGAAGGCAUACACAGUCUUCAAUAAAACAUUAUCAGAUAAAAAAGAAUGACUCCGGACAGUGGUACAUCACCGAAAGACAUCUCUUCCCCUCAGUCCCCGAGUUGAUCCAGUAUCACCAGUACAAUGCAGCUGGUCUCAUAUCUCGUCUCCGCUAUCCCAUUGGGCUCCUGGGCAGCUGUUUACCAGCCACAUCUGGUUUUAGCUAUGAAAAGUGGGAGAUAGAUCCAUCAGAGUUGGCUUUUGUCAAGGAGAUCGGAAGUGGUCAGUUUGGGGUUGUCCACUUAGGAGAAUGGAGAGCACAUAUCCCGGUCGCCAUCAAGGCCAUCAAUGAAGGUUCCAUGUCUGAAGAAGACUUCAUUGAGGAAGCCAAGGUGAUGAUGAAACUGUCACAUUCGAGGUUAGUUCAACUUUACGGGGUGUGUAUACAGCAGAAGCCCCUGUACAUAGUGACGGAGUUCAUGGAGAACGGCUGCCUGCUUGACUAUCUCAGGGAGAGGAAAGGCCAGCUUCAGAAGGCGCUGCUCUUGAGCAUGUGCCAAGACAUAUGUGAAGGGAUGGCGUACCUGGAGAGGAGCUGCUAUAUUCACAGGGAUCUGGCUGCCAGGAACUGUUUGGUCAGUUCUGCCUGCGUAGUAAAGAUCUCAGACUUCGGCAUGGCGAGGUAUGUUUUGGACGAUGAAUAUAUCAGUUCUUCUGGAGCUAAGUUCCCAGUCAAGUGGUGCCCACCUGAAGUCUUUCAUUUCAACAAAUACAGUAGCAAGUCUGAUGUCUGGUCGUUCGGAGUUUUAAUGUGGGAAGUUUUUACAGAAGGAAAAAUGCCUUUUGAAAAUAAGUCAAAUUUGCAAGUGGUGGAAGCCAUUUCUCAAGGUUUCCGGCUGUAUCGUCCUCACCUGGCCCCCAUGACCAUAUACAGAGUGAUGUACAGUUGCUGGCAUGAGACACUGCAAAAACCAGUAUUUCAAGAGUAACGGGAUUGUUCAUAUUCCAGAGAAGUGUUUUAUUUAGGAUGAUCCCAGUGUAUGCAGAUAGUCAUGAUUAGCUGUUCCACAAGGAAUCACGAAAGACCUGAGGACUGUCACGUAAGCUGUCAGUGGCAACAGGGGGAAUGCCUUUCCCAUCACAAUGUAAAUAGCUUAGGCCAUGCAGAUGGUGGCUGCAGUGAUUUGACUUAGAAUUUUCCAACUUUAUAAUGCCAUGUUUGGAGCAUCAAGCAUUGAUCUUUUCCUGGGAGAAUAGUAUUAAGUAGGAGCCUCCCCUGGGAUGCUGGGAAGGAGGCCAUCUUCCAGGCUGCUGCAGGUCACAAGAUUAAACACACGAUUACUGCAGACGUUGCUAAGCUGUGGUUUCUGGUAGAGUAUUUGCAUACAAUGCAUCUUUAGCUCAUGACAUUUUAAAGUUAGAAUGGGUUUAUUAGGAGAUGACUGUGUCCCAAGUCCAGGAGUAUUAAUAAGCAGGCACAUGUGCACAGAACAGCGUGAUCUUACAUAUUAUUUAUGAGCUAGAGAGGAAGAAGGGUGAAUAGGAAGAUCACAGAAGGAACAAGGAAACAGUCCAAAUUGCAGUCAGAAAAUUUACUCAAACAAUGCACAGACGCACGCACGCACGCACAUUGAUA